Ochlerotatus camptorhynchus is the source of this 2047-nucleotide messenger RNA. Its product is annotated as arginine/serine-rich coiled-coil protein 2-like. Lineage: Eukaryota; Metazoa; Arthropoda; Insecta; Diptera; Culicidae. Bases 36 to 1685 code for a protein of 549 amino acids. The transcript has 4 exons. The record is from RefSeq and is a predicted model, not a curated record.
UUUUGCAAAGCGAGUUUGAUUUUCUUCAUUUCAAGAUGGACUCUUUACUGCAAAACUACAACAGUGACGACGAGCAGGAGGAUCAACAGGAUUUUUCACCGGACAGGGAACCGCCUACCGGGCAAGCCAUCCGUAAAAAAUCGACACCAUCUUCGGACAGCCACGAAGCAAAAAAGCGAAAGCUCGGAACUGGCGAUGAUCGUGGGAAGCUCAAGAAAUCAAGUAGCAGAUCCAAAGAUGAUUUGAAGAAAAGUAUCAGCAAGGAUAAACCCAGCAAGAAGCACUCCAAAAAGAAGCGUUCUCGUUCAUCAUCUUCGUCUUCAAGCGACAGCCGUGAUUCAUCACGCUCGUCUUCAUCAUCGUCAUCAUCUUCAUCCUCGUCCUCUGAUUCGGACUCGAGCAGCGCCGAUGGCGACAGUGACCACGAUGAUCGGAAAUCGCAUAAAAAGUCAAAGAAAUCAUCAACCGGCAAGUCUCAACAGUCAUCUUCCGCUGUUAGGCACUGCAGCGAAAAACCGGCAAAGAUUCUGUCACCAUCACCGGAUCGUCGGACAAUCAAAGAGAACCCUGCUAAAUCGAGUCACAGUAAUGCGGAGAAAAAGAGAAGUCCAGUAGAAUCGGAGAAACACCGUGACCGGUACGAAAGUAAACGGAAUGACAGGGAAAAGGAUCGUCGUGAUCGAGACUACCGAGAUCGAGAUCGAUCAACGAGGCACCACUAUCAACGUGAUCAGGACGAUAAGCGAGUCAGAGGUCGACGUGAUAAAUAUUCGAGCCGAGGAGGCGGAGGCGGUAGUUACAGGGAUGAUAAGCGAGAUAGACGUGAAAAGUACGAUCGAAACGAUAGGAAAGAUCGCGACCGCAGUCGAGAUCGGAAGGAUAAGAGGGAUUACGACAGAGAUCGCCAUCACAGAAGCUCUUCGUCUCAUGACAGAAAGAGAAAAUCCAGCGAAGAUAAAUCGAGAAGAAGAUCUCGCUCGAGAAGUAAGUCUCCAGUUAAGAGCCAUUUCUCACCUACCAAACCGGCGCCUCCAGUCGAAGUCCCAUCCACCCUACCCACUGGAUUUAGUCCCAGUGUCAAACCUCCACCAGUGAGCCCGGCUUUUAUCCCACCGUUAAUGGGCAUCAAUGUUGGUCCUGUUGACUUGCCUCCAAGACCGAGCACCAGCAGUGAACUGGCCAUUGAGCAAAUAAAUGCGCUAUCUCGUAGCUCUUUGAUACGUAGUAGUGUGAAAGCCGCGCAGCUGGAGAAGAUGGGAAUUGAUGUGCUGCAGCAGAGCAAGAAAGCAUCCGAGUCUGUUCCGUUGCCUGCGUACUACAAUCCAGGCGUCGUAAAUCCUGUCAGGUAUGCUGAUCAAGUACAAAAGAGGAAACUACUUUGGGGUAACAAAACUGCCGAGAGCAAAGACGUUUCAACAAAUAUCAGCAAAUGGGAACAGGCAAAGUUCUCCCAAGACAAAGAUGGCAAAAUGGCAUCCAAGUUCUUACGUCUGAUGGGAGUAAAAGAUGGUCACAAGCCCACUUCAGGGGAUGAGGCCAAGCCUGGUAGCACCUCCGGGGACAGCAUUAACAAACAGGAAGAACUUUUCUCGACUAUGGAACAACAGUAUGAAGUAGCACGACAGGUGACCCAUACGAUGCGUGGCGUUGGGCUCGGUUUCGGUUCUCAACCACGGACCUUCUGAGGUGCCUGUUUGAAAAGUAGGCAUGUGUAUAGUCUCUCCGCUUAAUGUUUCGUUUCCUUAAUAUCCAAAAAAGAAGUAAAUCGCGCCAAAUUCGUGCAAACGAAUCAGGAAAUUUGUGAAAUCCUGGUUUUAAAUGGAUCUUGGCGGGGGUGGUACAUUUAGUAGAGUUUCAUUAGUAGUUGUCCACCACCAUCUAGAUUGAAGAUCUGAUGAGAAUAUUUGAAUGUUAGGGGACAUGAUACACAUGCAAUAUUAAUGUUGAGUCAAAAUUUUCAUUUCGAAAAUGCAUGAAUGCUGCACUGAAUUUACAUAACAAAGAUGUAAUGAUCCUAGAUGGAUACAAAAUAUAAAUUUAAUGGGUA